Coniosporium apollinis CBS 100218 is the source of this 378-nucleotide messenger RNA. RefSeq lists its product as uncharacterized. Lineage: Eukaryota; Fungi; Ascomycota; Dothideomycetes. The record is from RefSeq and is a predicted model, not a curated record. The transcript has 3 exons. Gene Ontology annotation, biological process: cytoplasmic microtubule organization. The coding region runs from base 1 to 378 and encodes 125 amino acids. Gene Ontology annotation, molecular function: microtubule binding.
AUGGUCUGCGGCAAAUGCCAACAGCUGCAAAAGCAGACGCAGCUAGCCACACCCGCCGUCAAGAAGAAGAACGAGAUGUACUAUGGCUCUCCAGCCGGUAACAAGACUGCUAGCACGAGUGGCAGCAAACCCUCCGCGACGCUGGGUCAGACGGGUGUCAGCAAGAGCAAACUGCUGAGUAAGAGCGCAAAGAACCCGUAUGCCAUGUACUCGAGCUCUUGCGACAAGUGCAAGACGAAAGUCGACAGCGGGAAGAAGUACUGUCAUCGAUGUGCUUACAAGGAGAACUCUUGCGAAAUGUGUGGCAAGAGCUUAACGAAGAGCUCGAGCACGAAGGGCGCGCCUGUGGUUCAAGGGCAGCGCUUUUCUGCCAAGUAA